Messenger RNA from Chelonus insularis, 2689 nucleotides. Its product is annotated as sodium- and chloride-dependent GABA transporter 1-like. The record is from RefSeq and is a predicted model, not a curated record. The transcript has 11 exons. The coding region runs from base 250 to 2202 and encodes 650 amino acids. Gene Ontology annotation, biological process: sodium ion transmembrane transport. Lineage: Eukaryota; Metazoa; Arthropoda; Insecta; Hymenoptera; Braconidae. Gene Ontology annotation, cellular component: plasma membrane.
CAAGGGUGUACCGAGGUUUGUAAACCACCCCUCAACUUAGGAGGUUAGCGCAUGCGUGAAAAGAUUUAUACUUUCUACCCUGCAUUCAAGCGUUAUUCUUUAGCGGUAACCCUUGUGAGGAAUACUUAUCAUCACAAACGUGUUUCUAAACAUCAACAGAAGUGAUUCAAUCAAUAAAAGCUCAAAACAUCACAAUCUAUGAUCAUCUGGAGGCGGUGAAGACUAGGCCGGCUUAUUUAAACUGGAAUCAUGACCGAGAAAAUGUAUUACUGGGGAGAAGAAAGAGAACCGGUCGAUCCGGACCAGACGUUCAUCGAGUUCAAGGCAAAGAUCUCGAGUGCUGGCGAGUCAUCGCGUGCUGGUGGAAAGAAAAUCGUCAUUUCUCCCCAGGGAAGAGCUAACGAGGUUGGAAUUCGCGAAGAUGAUACUGAACGUGGUGGUUGGGACAACAAACUUGACUUUCUCUUCUCAUGUAUCAGCGUGUCUGUUGGUCUAGGAAAUGUCUGGAGGUUUCCGUAUUUAUGUUAUAAAAAUGGAGGCGGUGCAUUUCUCGUUACCUAUGGAAUUGCCAUGGUUUUCUGUGGGAUUCCUAUUUUCUUCCAAGAAGUGGCAAUUGGUCAAUAUCUUGGAGCCGGAGGGAUGACUCUGGUGGGCCAGUUGUGUCCUCUUCUUCAAGGUGUUGGAUAUGCCACGAUGACUAUCGUAUUCUUCCUUGAUGUCUACUACUGUAUAAUAAUAGCCUGGACACUUUUCUACCUCAUCAGCACAUUUGCGAGGCUAACCAAGUUGCCUUGGAGUUCAUGCGACAAUUGGUGGAACAGUAAUGAUUGUUUUGAUGGCUCCAAUGGAACUGACCUUCAAAAGUUUACAAGGGAACAUAAUGAAAGCUCCCACAAUACACUCAAUGGCAGCUUUCAUCAUACAACACCAGUUGAAGAAUUCUGGGAACGCCGAGUUUUGGGAAUUACAAGUGGAAUCGAGGAUCUUGGAGGAAUGCAAUGGGAACUAUUAGGCUGCCUGGUUCUUGGCUGGUUGCUGGUUUAUUUCAUCAUUAGACGUGGUCUUCACCAGAGCGGUAAGAUCAUCUGGUUUUCAGCCUUGUUCCCGUACGUGGUGCUUUUCAUUCUUUUGGGAAGAGCGGUGACCUUGGACGGUGCGGAUACUGGUCUGCUGUAUUACGUGACACCAAGAUGGGAGGAGCUGAAAAACCCAGGGCCAUGGAUUGAUGGAGCCACCCAGAUUUUCUUUGCCUACAGCAUUGGUACAGGUGCCUUACCUGCUCUUGGAUCCUACAAUAAAUUUCAUCAUAACUGUUAUAAGGAUGCUUUGAUAACCUGUGUUGUCAAUACAUUGACAUGUCUACUUGCUGGAUGUGUUACUUUUUCUAUCCUGGGUCAUAUUGCCUUGGAACAAGGUACUCAAGUAUCAGAUGUAGUCAAAAGUGGACCAGGAUUGGUGUUUCUUACAUAUCCUGAAGUUGUUCUUAAACUUGUUGGUGCUCCUGUGUGGGCAAUAAUUUUCUUCAUCAUGUUAAUUAUCUUGGGAAUCGACAGUGAAUUUUGCAUAGUGGAGUCUUUCAUCACCGGUGUUGUGGAUAAUUGGCCUGAUACUUUACGACCUCAUCGUAACAAGUUUACAAUAGCCAUUUGCACACUCAUGUUCUUACUUGGGAUUCCCAUGGUUACAAAUGGAGGAGUUUAUAUAUUCCAGUUAAUGGACUUUUAUUCAGCAAGUGGUAUGUCUAUUUUAUGGGUCUGUUUCUUCCAAACAAUAGCAAUAUCUUGGAUUUUCGGAGUACAAAAAUUCUGUGAUUGCGUUCAUCAAAUGAUGGGAAUUAAGCUCAAUAAAUUUUGGUAUAUUUGCUGGUUGGUUUUUGCACCAGUUAUAAUGGCAUUUAUUUUCGUCUUCCAAUGUGUCCAAUAUAAACCGCUAAAAUACGGCAGUAAAUAUGAAUAUCCAACGUGGGCAGAGAUUGUAGGUUUCUGUCUCAGUUUCUCUUCUAUGAUCUGGAUACCUGCCUACGCUAUUUAUUACGUUGUAAUAACACCAGGUUCCAUUAAAGAGAACAUCUUAAAGGGGCUCAAACCAAAUAUCAAAUCGAGAACUAAGCUACCAACAGGAGAAAAAUCAGCAGUAAUACCGAUGUCAGAAAGCAGUGCUGGACUAAUAACAAAAAACAGUAGUUUUCUAAGUCAAACAUGAUUCCAGUAUUAUUUUGUUAAUAAUCUUAUCAAAUAAAUGUAGGUUUUAAUGCAUAGGUACUGUAUAGAGUAUUGUAAAAACAAUCAGGAAGUGAUAUUUGUUAUAAGUAUUGCUCCAUUAAUUAAUCAAUUAAUUAAUUAAUUGGUUAGUUAAGUGAAUUAGAAUUUACGUAUUAAUUAAUUGACUGGUUUGAUCAUUGGUUAACUGUAAGUAAAGUUUAUGGUUUUGAGUAUUGAUUUUACUCCGUUGUUUUGAUAAUUAUGAUGAAACUUCCCAAGAAACGAAUAUUUUUUGGACUUUUAUUAUUAAAUGCAACAAAAAGAAUAUGUAAAUAAAAUUCUUCACUGAAAAGGGAAUGUUAAUAUUAAAAUUAUUUUUGUUAAAAAUUUUGUGCUAUUUAUUAAUUAAAUUUUGAAUAUCGUUUAUAAGCAAUUUGAAUUAACUGAAUAUUUUAGGUAGUAGGAAAAAAAUUUCAAGUAAUAUUGUA